GGAGUGCUCAGGAGCCCCACACUGCCUGCUGAGAGGACUAACGUGGAAGCUAAAGGGAGUUCUCCUGUGAGAGAACCUUAGAAGGCUGGAGAACCUGAGAUAAAGGCAGCAUCAAGGGGGUGUACAAGGAAAUUAAACUCAUUUACUCUUUUGUGAAAUUCUUAUUGGACUAUGAUGUCUGCAGCUGCUAUGCCUAUGACUGUGGAUUUAAAUUGAGACAUAAUUUCUAGGACCAGGAUGAAUUUGUGUGCUCAGGGCAAGAACACCAGCCACAGAGGGCAACAAUUAGGAAUUCCUAGCAUCAUCACAAAAUGUUCACAGUUGCUACAGAGCACCUUGAAAAUGACCAGGAAGAUCUUCACCAACACCAGGGAGCGAUGGAGGCAGCAAAAUGUCAACAGCGCCUUUGCCAAGCUGAGGAAACUUAUUCCCACCCAUCCACCAGACAAAAAACUGAGCAAAAAUGAGACACUACGGCUAGCCAUGAGGUACAUCAACUUCCUUGUCAAGGUGCUGGGAGAGCCAGGCCUGCAGCAGACAGCAGUGGCAGCGCGAGGCAGCAUCCUGGGAUUCUUCCAGCAAGCCCCAUGCUUGCAGAGUAUGGAGGAGCUGACUCUCAUUGAAAGCUGUGGUGCCUCCUCUCCUAGCAUGAGCAGCAACAUUGCAGAAUGCUGGUCAGAGACUUCAUCUCCUUAGCAGAGAACGAGAGAUGCAGUCUUGGUGUUAGUCCAAUAGUCAUUAUGUUUGUGGGUUGCUUCUCUAUGUACAAUGAUUAUUUAUUUGUAUUUAUUACCGCUUCAUUUAAGUUUCUGUUUAAUGGCAAAGGAAUUCCUUGGUCAGUUAGCAACUGAAAGAGCAGAGGGAAAGUGGUCAUGCUCUGGGAACUAGGAAGGACUCACUGCUGUAACAGACAAUUCUAAGGCAGAAGAGCCCCUGCCCUGACCUCCUCUGUCAGUUGGGGCCAUAGAAAUCCAUCCAGUGGUUCUGGCAGGGGAAGAGAUUAUUCUCCCAUGGCAUUUUGAAGAAGCACUCUGAGCUUAAGAAAUGAUGAAUGUGCCACAAAACAUGUCCAAGAAAGAUGCCUGACCAUGGUAGUUUUGAGGGAUGCAGUAUUUUCUCCAGUCCUUCACUACUGGUUCUAGUAGCCACCUGUACUCACUGCAAAUCUUAUUUCCAACUUGAACAUCUUUUAAAAUACAAAUCCUGGCCCUUGAACCUGGCUACAUCUUUAUCAGACUGGAGGAAUCCUUAAUGUUACAGCAAAAUGAUAUUUAACAAAAUUAAAAAUUAGCUUAAAACAGAAGUGUUGUUUUAAAAUAAAGGAAGAGUCACAGAUGACUUUCAGUGAAAUCUGUGAAGCCUAUACCUAGCAGUGAUAACGUGUACAAUAAGGAAGCUGGCUGACUACCCUCCAGCUGCUAUCAAAACCCAUCAAGCAGGUUGCUGGCUAAAUGCCUUUGUUCUUCAACAGCUGUAAAAAUAGGGGAAGCCCUUGUUCUGAGCAAGAGGUGUCAGGAAAAAGGCCUAAAUGACACUCUCAGAAACCCUUUAUGGAACACAAGCGAUCAGUGCCCUUCUCAUGCACAGGUGGGAUGCAAUGAGCAAUGUGCUCCAGAGCCUGUUUGGCACAGGCUGCAUGCCAGGGGUCUUGGCAACCACCAUGCUGUAUUCAGGCAAUAAGCAGGAUGAGCAGAGUUCUGUGAGGGUGAUCACUGUGGGUUGUUGCACACAAAUCACUUUCCUGAAUUAUAACCUGUGUGAGAAAAGAUCUGUCAUGCUCGUGAAAGGUACAAAGCCGCUGAGAGCAAGAGAAAAAAUUAUGUUGGGCUCAAGUAGACCUGCUUCCAGGCCAACACGUGUUCCCUUUGACAAAAGUCCUUUCUAUUUCCAAAUGAAACAAGGUACAUGUCAGUGUUUAGAAAAAAGCUGUUCAUGGCAGGUAAAGAAAUGGAGCAUCCAGAUGCCAAAGCAUCUCUCUAGGCUGUUUCUUCUUAUUUGUGACACAGGGAGCUGCCUUCAGGAUACGGAGACAGGGAUUGUUUAAGUAACACAUACAGCCCUUCUGCCUGAGGAUAUUUGCCACCCACAGCUCAGUUGCAUUUAAAGCUUCACCAAACAGCAGGCAUACUUUUCUCCUUCCUCCUUGCA
This is a messenger RNA of Phasianus colchicus (ring-necked pheasant), 2148 nucleotides long. It is a transcript of the gene TAL2, whose product is annotated as TAL bHLH transcription factor 2. NCBI's taxonomy places the organism in Eukaryota, Metazoa, Chordata, Aves, Galliformes, Phasianidae. Gene Ontology annotation, biological process: regulation of transcription by RNA polymerase II. The record is from RefSeq and is a predicted model, not a curated record. Gene Ontology annotation, molecular function: protein dimerization activity; DNA-binding transcription factor activity, RNA polymerase II-specific; RNA polymerase II cis-regulatory region sequence-specific DNA binding.